Paramormyrops kingsleyae is the source of this 1083-nucleotide messenger RNA. It is a transcript of the gene opn1sw2, whose product is annotated as opsin 1 (cone pigments), short-wave-sensitive 2. Gene Ontology annotation, molecular function: G protein-coupled receptor activity. Gene Ontology annotation, cellular component: membrane. Gene Ontology annotation, biological process: G protein-coupled receptor signaling pathway; visual perception; phototransduction. The record is from RefSeq and is a predicted model, not a curated record. NCBI's taxonomy places the organism in Eukaryota, Metazoa, Chordata, Actinopteri, Osteoglossiformes, Mormyridae.
AUGAGGUCCAAUGUCUCUCAGGUGGAGUUCCAAGAGGACUUCUACAUUCCCAUUCCUUUGGACACCCACAACAUCACGCUGCUCAGCCCUUUUUUGGUGCCACAGGAUCACCUGGGUCACAAGGGGGUCUUCGUAAGCAUGGCCGUCUUCAUGUGCAUCCUCUUCAUUGUGGGCACGUCCAUCAAUGCCCUCACCAUUGUAUGCACGGUGAAGUUCAAGAAGUUGCAAUCCCACCUCAACUACAUCCUGGUCAACCUUGCUGUUUCAAACCUACUUGUGUCACUGACUGGGUCCUCCACAGCCCUCUGCACCUUCAUAUCACGGUACUUCAUACUGGGACCCUUCAUGUGCAAGGCUGAAGGUUUCUUAUCUACUCUGGGAGGAAUGGUGAGUCUGUGGUCUCUCUCAGUGGUGGCUGUCGAGAGAUAUCUGGUCAUCUGCAAGCCAAUGAGCUCCUUCACUUUCAAGAACACCCAUGCUCUGAUUGGCUGUGCAGUCCCCUGGAUAUUUGCAUUAAUCGCUUCUCUACCUCCGCUGUUCGGCUGGAGUAGAUACAUCCCUGAAGGUCUGCAGUGCUCCUGUGGGCCUGACUGGUACACCGUGAACAACAAAUACAACAACGAGUCUUACGUCAUGUUCCUGUUUAUCUUCUGCUUCGGUUUUCCCUUCAGUGUCAUAGUCUUUUGCUACAGUCGGCUGCUCUUCGCCGUCAAAGCAGUCGCCAAGGUUCAGGAGCAGUCGGCCUCCACCCAGCAGGCCGAGAGGGAGGUGACCAAGAUGGUGGUGGUGAUGGUGCUCGGGUUCCUGGUGUGCUGGCUUCCCUAUGCCACCUUCGCCUUGUGGGUGGUGACCCACCGUGGUGAGAUCUUUGACCUGCGGCUGGCCACAAUCCCCUCCUGCCUGUCCAAAGCAUCGACCAUCUACAAUCCCAUCAUCUACGUGCUGAUGAACAAAAUGUUCUGCUCAUGCAUGAUAAAGUUGGUUUUCUGUGGCAAGAAUCCCUUUGGAGUUGAAGAGGAGAGCUCUGUAUCACAAAGCACCCACGUCUCCUCUGUCUCCUCUAGUCAAGUGUCACCCUCGUGA